Molecule: messenger RNA, 2026 nt
Organism: Peromyscus maniculatus bairdii (prairie deer mouse)
Lineage: Eukaryota; Metazoa; Chordata; Mammalia; Rodentia; Cricetidae
Source: RefSeq, a predicted model, not a curated record
UGUAAACGUCACGGGGCGGAGCUUCGGGUGGCGGGAAGAGCGGGCGCCGGGAUGGAGGUGCAGGAGAUCGGCUGCGGCGCGGCCGAGAGUGGGGCGCAGGAGCCCUCGGCUGUCCCCAGCAGGACCGCGGGCGGCGCCGGCCACUACGAGCUGCCGUGGGUUGAAAAAUACAGACCUGUGAAGCUCCAUGAAAUAGUUGGCAAUGAAGACACAGUGAGCAGGCUGGAGGUCUUUGCAAAGGAAGGCAAUGUGCCCAAUAUCAUCAUUGCGGGUCCCCCAGGAACCGGCAAAACGACCAGCAUCCUCUGCUUGGCGAGAGCACUGCUGGGCCCUGCCCUGAAGGAUGCGGUUCUGGAACUCAAUGCGUCCAAUGACAGGGGCAUUGAUGUGGUGAGGAAUAAAAUCAAAAUGUUCGCCCAGCAGAAAGUCACCCUUCCCAAGGGCCGGCACAAGAUCAUCAUUCUGGAUGAAGCAGACAGCAUGACGGACGGUGCCCAGCAGGCCCUCAGGAGGACCAUGGAAAUCUACUCCAAGACAACCCGCUUCGCUCUGGCUUGUAAUGCUUCAGACAAAAUCAUAGAGCCCAUCCAGUCCCGGUGUGCAGUGCUCCGCUACACGAAGCUCACUGAUGCUCAAGUCCUCACCAGGCUCAUGAAUGUCAUCGAGAAGGAAAAAGUGCCAUACACAGAUGAUGGCCUGGAAGCCAUUAUCUUCACAGCCCAAGGGGACAUGCGCCAGGCCCUGAACAACUUGCAGUCCACCUUCUCAGGAUUCGGCUAUAUCAACAGCGAGAACGUCUUCAAGGUUCCAGGGCUGGGAGAGGUUGGGAGGAUUCUUGCUCACCUCUGGCACCUGGGCUACUCACCAGAAGACGUCAUCGGCAACAUCUUCCGAGUGUGUAAAACCUUCCCCAUGGCCGAAUACCUGAAGCUGGAGUUCAUCAAGGAGAUUGGAUACACUCACAUGAAAGUGGCGGAAGGUGUGAACUCCUUGCUGCAGAUGGCUGGGCUCCUGGCCAGGCUGUGUCAGAAGACCAUGGCUCCGGUGGCCAGUUGAGAUGGCCUCCAGUGAUGAAACUAGGAGGGUCCUUGUCACCGAGACACCGAUGGCCCAGCUUUCCAGUCGUGGGGAGAUGUGCCCAAGACAUUGUUAGAACAUUCUCGCUUUGGUUUUUGUUCUGGGAGAACAGGACUGACCUUGAACUGCUGACCCUGCUCUGCCUCCUGAGUGCUGGGGUUACAGGUGUGCCACCACGCCUGGUUUGUGCAGUGCUUGGGGUGGGACCCAGGGCUUGUGCCUGUCAGGCGAGCAGUCUGCCAGCUGGCCGACAACCUCGCCCCUGGCUGAGUCUGGAGGGUUCCAUGCUGCUCUUCUGCUCUUCGUUUCUGAAUUCAGCUUCAGAGCCUGGAUAUGGAGCAUGGUGGGAAGGCCCCGACCUCCUCAGACUUGGGGUUGUAGCUGAUAAAGCCUUAGGGUGUUGUUCUUGCAAUGCUUAAAGCAUCGUCUUGCUUCUGCCUGUUGGACCUGUGGCCAGUGAGUGCAGCAGAUGAAGGUCUGGCCACACACCUCACCACUGGAGUGCCAUCUCCAGAACCCACAAGAAGGUGGAAGAAGAACUGACUCCACAAAGGGGUUCCCCGGGCAUCUAGGCGUGGUGGCACACCUCUCUAAUCCCAGCGCUUGGGAGGCAGAGGCAGGAGGAUUUCUGAAGUCAAGGCCAGCUUGGUCUACAUAGUUCUGGGACAGCCAGAACUGCAGUACCUGAGGAGACCAGGAGAGGACAAUGGAUCCCUUGGAGCUGGAUUUGCAGAUAGUUUUGAACCUAGGACCUCUGCAGGAACAGCCAGAACUGCCUAGCCAUCUCUCCAGUCCACAGACCUAAUGCCAAGCACUCAGGCUAAGUUCGGAGCUAGGCCCUGUUACAGUGAGCCCAGGCCAGCCUGGGCAAUGAGACCCUCUUGUGUCAGUCUGACCGUUGGGUCCUGGGUGUUCCUUCUAAUAUACUAACGUGUCGUUUCUUUUCCAA